AUGUCUUUCCUAGCAAAAAAUAAAAAUGAUAUAAUUUAUGUGUCCCUUUUGCUAUUCAGUGUUGCGAUAAGUCCAUACUAUCGUUCUGUAACGUCGAUACAAAUAAAAAAAUGGGUUGGUUCACUUAUAGGUAUUCUAUUGAUUAUUAUUGUAUCCGGAUACAAUUCAUUGCACCCCAUAGUAUCUGGUCUGCUUGGAAUUGGAGCUAUUAAGCUGUUUACAGUGAAAUACUGCCAUACAGUGACUUUUUUCUUUAUGUUUGGUCAUCUUUUCUUCUUCCGAUUGGCAGACAACUUUGGUCUUCCACUCCCCUCGGGCCAGACAAAUCUAAUUCAGAUGAUUAUAGUGUUCCGUGUAGUCGGAGUCGCAUUUGACAUUAAUGGGUCUUGGCUUGCUAUAGCAAAAGGAAAGAAAAAUGAAUAUAAAGACAAAACAGGUCGCUAUAGCCAGGACAGGGAUGAUGACUUUUUAGAAAUUAUUCAACCCAGCGUUGUGGAUAUAUUUCACUACACUUUUAAUUAUAUUGGUUUAUUAACAGGUCCCUAUUAUACAUACAGAACAUUUGAUGACUAUUUCCAUCUGCCAUUUAGCAAGUGUGUUGAUUGCUUUGGUUUUACGAUAAAUACAUUGAAAGGUGUUCCUGUCUUCAUUUCUCUUUAUUUGGCCCUUUCUAAUAUUUGGCCUUUGGAGUACAUCUUAACGGAGGAACAUCACAACCGCAACUUUGUUUACCGUAUGUUUUACCCAUGGAUUCUAUUCGCCGCGUUCCGUCAGCGCAUUUACUCAGGCAUGACGUUGGCGCAAAGUGUCUGCACAGCUGCUGGUCUUGGAGCAUAUCCAGUUGAAGGUCGCAAUAGAACUUCGCAUGGUCCUACUGUUGGGUACUUGAAAUUGAAACAAAUGUCAGAGGAACAAGCAAAAAAUGUUCAAUAUGACUUCAAAACAGUAGAAUCAAUGGACCUGUGGGGUUGCGAAACUUGCAUUACCAUGCGUGACUCCAUGAAAGUGUGGAACAAGGCAGUGCAAUAUUGGGUUGCUACGGUGGUUUACAAACGGUUCCCUUUCACGCCAUUGAAAUUACACGCGGCGCUCUUCAUUUCUGUGAUCUGGCAUGGUUUCCACCCUGGAUACUUCUUCUGCCUUUACUUCAAUCCAUUCUAUCUGUUGGCCGAAGAUAUUUAUUACAAACUGUACUACAAGGACGCAACUGGGGCCAAAAAGAAAAUCGUCGGUUUCAUAAUGUGGUUCCUUCGCUCACAUUCAGAAUCCUACCAAGCAGCUGCAUUUUUGUUACUCACGUUUGACCGUAUUUGGAUAUAUUAUUCAUCUAUGUACCACUAUUGGUACGGAGUUUGGCUAGUGUUCCUUAUAUUAGGAAUAAUAUUAAAGCAAGUACACAACCUGAAAAAGUCUAAGAAAGAUUCAGUUGAAACAAAGAAAGAUAAAGUCAAUUAAUUAAGCAGGCAAGGCAAAGAACAUACAGUUUCGCCGGUUAUAUAGAAACGAAGUUGGUAUUCUAAUUAUGAGGGAUAUGUUAGAUUAGUGGUAGAUAUGAAAGAUUAUAUACAUUUCCAGAACUAAUUGACAUUACAUUCUCAACUUCAGACUGGCUCUCAAAUUAGAUGGUUAGGCAUUUCGAUGCCUUCCUAGAUUAGUGAUUUCCUAAUGCUGCAUUUUAUACAGUUAAAUCUAGUGUGUACCAUACCAAGUUUAACGUAGAAUGUAUAGAAUUUCAUGACAAUUUUAUUUAUUUAGUGGUAAAUAAAAUAAUAUAUAUAAUAAAACAAUAUUUGUUUAGUGGUAAAUGUAUAUGUACGAGUAUAAUAUGGUAAAGGGCAACGACAAGUUUGGAUUGUGGAAUGGUAUGACAAUAUUUAUUCAGAGUUUUGUUUCUCAUGUUUCUGUGUGGUUUUGAUUAUAAUCACAAGUUGCUCAACCUGUAAAUUUUUACUAAAACAAAUUAUAGUGGUAAAUCUAGUAAAAUAUGAGUAUGUAUAAUUUUUUUUUUCUAAUAUCGCCUGCUUAAAGGUGACAC
This is a messenger RNA of Hyposmocoma kahamanoa, 2035 nucleotides long. It is a transcript of the gene frj, whose product is annotated as lysophospholipid acyltransferase 7-like. Gene Ontology annotation, biological process: phosphatidylinositol biosynthetic process; lipid modification. The transcript is spliced from 7 exons. NCBI's taxonomy places the organism in Eukaryota, Metazoa, Arthropoda, Insecta, Lepidoptera, Cosmopterigidae. Bases 1 to 1455 code for a protein of 484 amino acids. The record is from RefSeq and is a predicted model, not a curated record. Gene Ontology annotation, cellular component: membrane; mitochondria-associated endoplasmic reticulum membrane contact site. Gene Ontology annotation, molecular function: lysophospholipid acyltransferase activity.